AUGGCCUACACCAUGGUGGAUCUGUGCUGGAAGCUGUCCGUCUGCUUGCUUUGCUACCAGGUUGUCUCGGGCAGAGUUAGGAGGGAGGGCCGUUAUGUUGCUGCCGUCUACGAACACGAGUCCAUCUUGAGUCCUAACCCGGCAGCCCUGGUUGAUCGACAGUCUGCGCUGGAACUCAUGGGCAGGAACCUGGACAUCUACGAGCAGCAAGUAGCGGCCGCUGCCAGACAGGGAGCACAGAUCAUUGUUUUUCCUGAAGAUGGAAUCCAUGGCUUCAACUUCACCAGAAGCUCCAUUUAUCCUUACUUAGAUUUUGUUCCGCAUUCACACUCCAUGAAGUGGAAUCCAUGCAGAGAGCCCUAUUUGUUCAACGACACAGAGGUUCUCCAGCGUCUGAGCUGCAUGGCACUGAAGAACAAACUGUUCCUUGUGGCAAACCUCGGGACGAAGCAACCCUGUGCACACACCGAUCCUCGCUGUCCCCCGGACGGAAGAUACCAGUUCAACACCGACGUGGCGUUCAGCGAGGACGGUGUGCUGGUAGCCACCUACCGCAAACACAAUCUCUAUUUCGAAUACGCCUUUGACACCCCUCCAGAACCUGACUAUGCGCUCUUUGAGACCCCUUUUGCCGGCCAGUUUGGCAUGUUCACGUGCUUCGAUAUACUCUUUUUUGAGCCUGCAGUGCGCCUCAUCACACAGUACAGUUUGAAACACGUUGUGUAUCCGACUGCCUGGAUGAACCAGCUCCCACUCCUGUCGGCUGUAGAAUUUCAACGAGCUUUUGCAACAGCUUUUAACAUCAAUCUUUUGGCAGCUAAUAUCCACCACCCUGCCCUGGGCAUGACGGGGAGCGGCAUAUACACUCCAGUCAAGUCCUUCAUCUACCACGACAUGGAAAGCUACGGUGGCAGGCUCAUAGUGGCAGAAAUUCCGGUGACUGGCACAGAUUACAAAACCAAUUUGGAGAGUGGUGAAAGGUUCAGAGAGAACUUGCAUCGCUCCUGCAACACUUUUACAAGCGCCCCGAUGGCUGAUCAAGUUUGCUUUGAGGAGGGACAAGAGACCCCCGGCAGGGUAUCGGAACGAGGAAAUGAACAGUUAUCUCCCCUGUUUUAUUCCGAAAUGAUGUACGACAACUUUACUUUCGUUCCUGUCUGGGGGGAAAAAGGAGAGCUCCAGGUUUGUGCCAACAGCCUCUGUUGUUACUUAGAUUACCGGAGAGCUGUGGUAACGGACGAACUGUACGCCUUGGGAGUUUUCGAUGGGCUGCAUACAGUGCAUGGCACGUACUACGUCCAGGCCUGUGCGUUGGUGAAGUGUGGGGGUCUCAGCUUCAGCACUUGCGGACAGGAGGUCACAGAUGCCACUGCUCUGAUGGAUUUCCAGCUGUGGGGCAACAUGAGUACCCCAUACAUCUUUCCUUUACUGCUGACAUCUGGUGUGACCUUGGACUUUGCCGAUCACACGGGCUGGAAAAACCACCACUAUUUCAUAAGCAAAAAUAGAACAUCUUCUGGCCUGCUGACAGCUGCUCUGUAUGGACGAUGGUACGAAAGGGACUAG
Molecule: messenger RNA, 1566 nt
Organism: Eurypyga helias (sunbittern)
Lineage: Eukaryota; Metazoa; Chordata; Aves; Eurypygiformes; Eurypygidae
Gene: BTD
Product: biotinidase
Exons: 3
Coding region: 1-1566 (521 amino acids)
Molecular function (GO): hydrolase activity, acting on carbon-nitrogen (but not peptide) bonds, in linear amides
Source: RefSeq, a predicted model, not a curated record